GCGCCGUAUCGCCCCGAUAAUCCUCCGUGCUCUUCGGUCUUACCAAUCCUUGGUCUCAUAUUUAGUAUAUAAAUACACUGACUAAAGCCGGCUCUCCUCCGCGCCACGAGUCGUGCUCCCGCUGUGGGCUGCUCUUUGUUGUAGCCGUCGUUGUCGUUCUUGUUCGGUGCGUGCCGCUCGACAAACCGAUCUAUCGGUGUGCCGGUUGUUUGCUAAAGUUGUGAGGUGAUUGGUGGUGUGGUGUCCGUUGCUGGACCGCAGUAUAGUUCAUUUGGUUGAAGAUACAUUUAAGGAACCAUGAGGCUGGACAUUCGUUGGCUCGUCGUCGGGCUCGCGCUGCUGUGCUUGGCCGAAGUGUGGAGCAAGCCGACCGCAGGCGAGGAGGAAGACAAAGAAUUCCUAGAUGACGAGGAAACCAGAGAAGCCAACGACGAUCCCGACAAGGACGGGGAUGAUUCCGACGAUGACAACCAGAGCUUGCCCGUGCAAGCUCUCACAAAGUCUAAAAUAUUCACCGUCACACCCGGAAGUACGGUGUAUUUGCCUUGCGAAUUCCUUAAUGCUGACAACGUGAUGAUCAGCUGGAUGAAGUGCACGCAAACGUGCGAACAGCCGGACAUGCUGUACGCCGGCGACGCGAAAAUCGGCUCGGAUCCUCAAAUAGAUCGGCUGGCCAACAACACUCUGGUGAUAAGGAACGUGGCGGCGGAGAACAGCUCGAGCGAGUACAUCUGCGAGGCCCUGGUCAGCCAGCAAAACCGCGAAAUGAUAAGGCAUCAGAUCAGGGUGAGCCCGGCCGGCGGCGACACGAGCCACAUGGUACGCGUGCUGCCCUCCGAGCACGAGGAGGUCGAACAGGGCAGCAGCCUCACGCUGGGCUGCGAGUACCUCGGCAGCCUCGAGCCCCGGGGCAUGUUCUGGUCGAGACAGGGACACAGGAUAAAGGUGGACCGGGAGACGGCGAAGGGCGUUUAUCUUGACAUAAAGGACGCGAAUCGGCACCUGGCCGGCGAUUACCAGUGCCUCAUCGAGAUUGGUAGCGACAAGCCCCUGAUUCAGCACCUCAAGCUACGCGUCAGACACAAGCCGGAGAUCGAGUACGAGAAGGAACACCUGAGUGACAGCAAGACGCGGGAGCGCAGCCACUACUACACGGGCAUGGGGGUCGAGAGCAACCUGACGUGCGUCGUGCACGCCCAUCCGCCGGUCGAGAGGCUCCACUGGCUGAAGGACGGCCGGGAGCUCGAGACCGAGGAAGGCGGCCGGCUGAGCAAGAGCGUCAGCCGCAAGAGCCACCACGUGCUCACCAUCAAGAACACGAGCAAGUCGGACCUCGGGGCUUACCGGUGCAGGGCUUGGAGCGAGCUCGGCGACGCUCUGGGGCCUGAGAUCGACCUCCGGGACACGCCCGACCAGCCUAUCUUCAAGAAGGGCGAGGCGGUCGACGACUCGAUCGUGUUCCAGUGGAGGGUUAACAGCUACAAGCCCAUCGUUGAGGCCCAGCUCCUGUACCGCAAAGAAGGCGAGGACGAGUGGCUCGAGGGCAAGGAGGUCGACAUCGUGAGCACCAUUGGUAAAGAGAAGAUCGUCCAGACGAGAAUCACGGGCAUCGAGGCUGGCAACUACGAGGCCAAACUGAGGGCACGCAACGACGAGGAGCACCCCAAAGGCGACAGACUCGGCGAGUGGGGACCCUACUCGGAGCUCAAAAAGUUCGACGGAGAGUACAAAAGCGACGUUGAAGCCGAAACAG
Copidosoma floridanum is the source of this 1753-nucleotide messenger RNA. RefSeq names its product protein CEPU-1. NCBI's taxonomy places the organism in Eukaryota, Metazoa, Arthropoda, Insecta, Hymenoptera, Encyrtidae. Gene Ontology annotation, biological process: homophilic cell-cell adhesion; synapse organization. Gene Ontology annotation, cellular component: plasma membrane; axon; neuronal cell body. The record is from RefSeq and is a predicted model, not a curated record. Gene Ontology annotation, molecular function: axon guidance receptor activity.